Molecule: messenger RNA, 1193 nt
Organism: Lolium perenne
Lineage: Eukaryota; Viridiplantae; Streptophyta; Magnoliopsida; Poales; Poaceae
Source: RefSeq, a predicted model, not a curated record
CGCGUGUACGCACGAACCCGCGCCAGCGGCCACGCUAUAUAUCUCUCCUGCGGCACGGCUCCUACUCGAAGAUUAUCUAUCCCUGAUCGAUCUGUUCGGAGCUUCCUGCAACACACUUGCGAGUUGACUGCUGGUCGUGGUUCUAGUUUCGAUUCGGGAUGGAGGACUCGGUGGGCGAGCAGGAGAGGAGGGAGCAGGAGGACGCCGUGGCCAUGGCGCAGGGGAAGAAGCGCGGGCGAGAGGAAGAGCAAGAAGAAGCGGGCGGUGGUCGGGUGGUGCAGGGGAAGGAGGAGGUGGUGGCGGUGGCGGUGGUGGAGGAGGCUGGGUUCCUGAGCAGCAUGGCGUCCAAGAUCGGCGCGGCCAUGUCUGGUGCCAACGGGAGCGGCGGCGGCGGCGAGGACGGCGCCGAAGGCAAUGGCAACGGAAAUGUGGUCUCUGCUGCCGCUGACGGCCAGGAUGAGGAGCAGAAAGACAGCAAUGGCGGCGGCGGGAUCUUCCACAGGCUCCUGUCCAGCUCAUCUCCUCCCGCACCGGUCACGGGAACAGAGGAAGAGAAAAGGGGAGGGACAGAUGCGGAGGAAGGCGGAGGCGAGCAGGCUGGCAUACUGAGCGCCAUGGCUUCCAAGAUCGGCAUGGCCAUGUCCGGCGCCAAUGGUCACGGCAGCAGCGCUGAAGACGCCAAGGCAAGCAAUGGAGACGCUGAUCACAGCAAAGGCGAGAGCAAGGAGGAAGAACACGAGUCCAACUCCAACGGGAUCGUCAAGCAGCUCAUGUCCAACCUCCCCACUUCAGAUACCAGAGGGCCGAAUGCUGAAGAGGCUUCCAUGCUCAUCGCCAUAAUCGAAGACUAGACUAGGCACUUCUUCAGGGAGAAGACAUAAGAGGCUGUGAUUUUAGAUCGCCAAACGUGGCCUCUUGAUGCGGAUGUGAACUCUAGGGAUGCUAGUGUAGAUGUUUUCUUGUUGACCUAAGACAUUACAGAUGUUGCACCUUGAUGAAGUGUACUCAACUGUAGUCACAUUUUACUGCUACCUGAGAGAAAUGUUCCUCGCUUGUUUUAUCAGUCUAUCACGCUACAAGUCCGCAAGAUUUCAAGUCAUUGUUUUUUUUGGGUUUCAAGUCUUCUUCCGGUGUGCAGUGAUACACGCAUGUACUUGUUGCAGAUUUGUCUAAAAUAAGAGAGUUCUCUGAAA